CUACUCACCGCUCCUCACCUUCAUGACUGUUCUUCGUUGACAGAACCUGUCGAGAAAUCGCUGGAUCCAUGCUUUACAACGAAGGGAUCUAGAUCUAUACAACGCACCCACAAACGCAGGAAUUCAUUCGACACAGGCGCACUUCGCCAUGGAUGCUGCAUCCAAGUCCGCUCUCGCAUUCGAAUCGCCCUUGACGCGCAGAAGUAUCAUCGCAUCGUACUUCCUCGUCAUUAUCCUCGCUUUGCCUCUCUGGUGGAAUACAACCAGUAUUGAACGGCAAGCUCUGCCUGUGUCACGCGUCACUGCGCAGGCGGGAAGAGAGCUCGCGUUUCCCAUCCGCGUUGCCCUUGACACCAGGGAUUAUGAGAUCGGCACAGAUGCGUUCACGCAGGAGGUACGGCGCCACAUUGCAAGCAGCGAAGAGUUCAAGCAGAAUGGUUUGUCUGUGCAAAUCUCGUCUGAGGCGGCAACUGCGAAUGGCUAUCAGGUCGUUCUUCGUCGAGGGACGCGGGAUCCCACAGUCGACGGCCGUAAGGUUACGAUGGAGAUUCCGCCUGAGCACGCAGGCGUGGCAGCGAUGCAACUUGCCGAUACAUUGGCGACGUUGCUUACUCCUUACACCAGUCUCCGGAGCUCCCAGACUGAGCGCGUCGUGUCAUAUUCGCCACGGUACCGAUUGGCAUUCACCCUUCUGAACGAAGACGCUGCUUCAGGCAAUGCUGCAUUAUCUUGGGAUGUGCAUGGAGCCAUGACUGCGCAGGUCUCACCCUUACUCGAGCGUCUGUCUGUGCUGCACAACUUCACGGUUGAGAGUCAAGUGCAGUACCACGGGCCUCUUGCCUUUGAUCCUCGCGCAUUGCAAGGGGACGAGUAUGGAUUAACGCCUGAGGACCUCACCGUCUUCGUCAACUCAGCGGAGUGGACAUUUUCGUCGAGCGUUUCGAAUGAUCCAGUGCUGCACUUCGUUGCCUUCAUCCCAUCUUCAAAACACAGUCCACUACGCAUACUGGGCAACGAUGACAGACCGACAUCGUCAAGUGCUUUUAUACUACCGCAAUGGGGCGGCGUCGUACUCUGCAAUCCCAACCCGGCCGGCGUCACCCGGACCCUCGCUGGGCGUCCGCUAGACGCUAUAUUUGCGACAUUCCGCCAACAGCUCUCAGCCUUGCUUGGUGUGCCAGAGUUGGCGCCGCACGUCCAUGCUCAAACUCAAGGCUCCGCAGGAGUGACCGACUGGCAGCUGGACGCGCUUGUGCGCCGACGUGCAGUGGAGAACGCCGCCAGUGCACAGGAGACGCUGCAAAGCAUCGUACGGCUAGUCGCGCAGAUCGAAGACAUGCCCGUCGGCGAGGAUGUCAGGGGUGACGUACAGGGUGCCCUAGCUGCUCUCGAUCAAACAUAUUCGGCCGCAUCGUCAUCCGCAAAUGAGGCGUUGACCUUCGCGAGCAAGGCCCAGUCCGUGGCGUCACGCGCGUUCUUCAACCCAGGGAUGCUCGCAUUAUUGUACUUCCCCGCAGAGCACAAAUGGGCGGUGUACGCGCCGCUGUUCGCGUCUGUCACGGCCCCGCUGUUGGCCUCUAUCAUCCGAGAGGUGCUUGCUUGGAAGAAGGAGAGGAAGGCGAAGGUCGGGGAAACACGUACAGCACCUGAACAGACACAGAAAACGGAGUAGAUCGUGGCACGGUUGGACUGUAUGGUUCGGGAGGUCCUCUACGUUCUCUUCAUGUGGUUCGCGCAUCGUUCAUGGUCAGGUAAUGAUGGCCAUGGCAAGACCAACGGACACGAUAGGUCAGUCUGGCAAGAUCUGCACAGCGGACAUUGUAGCCCAUACGUGUAUCCUCUCCGAACAUGGAUAUGCAUACCAGGUCAAUACACGUCUCGCACGCCCUGUCGUCCAUUUACCCCGGUGCCCCACAUCCUGUCAGAUGAGAUGUAUACUUUGUGUAUACUCGUGUGAAGGGACAAGCGUUCGUCCCUCCUUCCGAUGCAAGAUGUGCAGGCUGAUCGCCAC
This is a messenger RNA of Fomitopsis serialis, 2011 nucleotides long. Its product is annotated as phosphatidylinositol-glycan biosynthesis class S protein-domain-containing protein. Bases 149 to 1672 code for a protein of 507 amino acids. Gene Ontology annotation, biological process: attachment of GPI anchor to protein. The transcript has 6 exons. The record is from RefSeq and is a predicted model, not a curated record. NCBI's taxonomy places the organism in Eukaryota, Fungi, Basidiomycota, Agaricomycetes, Polyporales, Fomitopsidaceae. Gene Ontology annotation, cellular component: GPI-anchor transamidase complex.